AAACCCAUAAUAUAUUAUGGGCCUUCUUCUUAUAAUGGGUAUUUCCUAGCCCAACACAAAUAAAUAACCAAAUACCAUCAUCCAAUAUCAACCGUCGGAUCUAGGGCUUCUCCCCCCUUAUAUACACACACUACAUCUUUCUUCCCUUCAUUUAGCCCUUCUACUUACCAGCAAAAUAAGGUAUAGAGAAAGUAACAGAGCCGCCGCAGGAAAAUGGUGCAACGGCUAACAUACCGUAAAAGGCAUAGCUAUGCCACCAAAUCUAACCAACAUCGGGUUGUCAAAACACCAGGUGGGAAGCUGAUUUACCAGACAACAAAGAAGAGGGCUAGUGGUCCUAAGUGCCCUGUUACUGGAAAGAGAAUUCAAGGGAUUCCUCACUUGAGACCUGCUGAAUACAAGAGGUCUAGAUUACCUAGAAACAGGAGGACAGUAAACCGUGCUUAUGGUGGUGUGUUGUCAGGCAGUGCUGUACGUGAAAGGAUCAUAAGAGCUUUUUUGGUUGAAGAACAAAAGAUUGUGAAGAAGGUUUUGAAGAUCCAGAAAGCCAAGGAAAAGCUUGCAGCCAAGAGCUAAGCCUUUAAUCCUUGAUUAAUGGUUUGAGAAGAAUUUCUGAUACCGCAGGCUACUAGAAUCAUGAAUGUAUUUGAAUUUUGGUCUUAAGAUUUGUAUGUUGGUUUUCGUUAAAAUACCUUGUUGAAGGUCUUUCUUCAGUUUGUCGAAAUAUCUGUUCUGCUAGGUUUCUGUUUUCUUCAUUGUUCUGGAUACUUAAACUUGGUAUGAAUAUUUGCACUUCAAUUCAAUGAGGCUAUUAGUUCCAGUUUUGAAUUCAA
This is a messenger RNA of Capsicum annuum, 833 nucleotides long. Its product is annotated as 60S ribosomal protein L34. Gene Ontology annotation, biological process: ribosome biogenesis; translation. The transcript has 4 exons. Bases 214 to 576 code for a protein of 120 amino acids. Gene Ontology annotation, cellular component: cytosolic large ribosomal subunit; ribosome. Gene Ontology annotation, molecular function: structural constituent of ribosome. The record is from RefSeq and is a predicted model, not a curated record. Lineage: Eukaryota; Viridiplantae; Streptophyta; Magnoliopsida; Solanales; Solanaceae.